CUUUGGGCAACAUUAAUUGCUUUAUCUUCAAAAACUGGAAUCCAACCACAAAAAAUACCAAAAAAGAAAGAAAAGAAAAACAGAGAGAAACAGGGGAAAGACAGGCAGAUAUUUAAUAUUGAAAACAGAGGACCCCUCACCCCUUCUUCCCUCUCUUCAUCAUCUUCCCCUUCUUUCUUUUUAUAUAAUUAAGCUUGGCUCUGGUGGAAGGAGACGUUUCCUCGUUUUUCAGCUGUUUGUAAUCUUCUGACACACUUUCAAAUACCAUUUUUUUUCUCUCUCUCACACACACAAGCUUCUCCCCAACCUCUCUAUCUCUCUCUCUCACAUCCACACACACACACACAUCUCUGUUUCUUUCUCUCUCUAAAAGGUUCUAUAUGUGUUCCUUAUAUGUAUAUAUCCAUAAGGCGAGUGGCUGCCUGCAUCAAAUGAUUUGAAAAGGAAGGUCAAAUCAAUGAAGUUCCCCUGUUUUGAUGCAUCCGCAGGUACCUCACCCAAAAGCCAUAAAAGAGAAAGAUAGAGAAAGAAAGAGGGGGGAGGAGAGAGCGUCAUCUGUACAAGCGAACUCACUGUUCAUAAUUUCUAUCUGAUGUGUGUCUUCCUCAUCAAUCCACAUAUAUAAUGUUAUGAGUAAAGAGGAAAUAUAUAUACACACACAUAUAUAUGUGGUCAUAAAUGUAUAUGGGGUGUGUGGAUAAUGAGUGAGAGUAAAGAUGGGCAUCUUUUUCUCAGCCUUUUUAACCCAUCUCUGUCUUUAAAUAUUUUUCCCCUUUUCAGUGCCAGAGAGUUGCAGAGAUUUUAGUCUGACAAAGGGGGCUUAAUUUUUAAUUUCCACCCUCUUAACUGCAGAGUUUGAUCAAUCCAUACAUAAGAUCAUCUAAUAUAUAAACAGGUACGUGGCUUCGGUUUUUGGGUUUCCAUCUAUCGCUUCUCUCCCUUCUCAUAUAACUCAAUUUUCCAUAAUUGUAUAUGAUCAUCUGCUUGCUCUCUCUCUCUCUCUCUCUCUCUCUCUCUGUUCUUCUGAUGGGCUUUGGGUCACUGUAAGUAAAAUUCCCCAUCCUUUGCAGAGCGGGCGAUGAUGAAGCACGUGCACACUCAGAUUUCCAUCACACUAGGUACAAAUAAUAUUUUAACUAAUACAAUAAUCUACCCUUUUCCCUCUCUCUCUCUCUCUCUCUCUCUCUCUCUGGGGUCUCUCUUUCCAUCCCUAUAUACCUAUAUAUAAACAGCAGAGCUAGAUGUACUACACCCUUUUCUUCUUCUUCUUCUUCUUCUUCUUCUUGGCAUGCUCUCCAAGCUGUUGAAGAUGAAGAAGUAAGACAUAAUUUAAACAUACAUGAUACAUGGGAUCUUCUCAGACCUAGAACUAGAAGAGAUCAAAACUAGCUAAUUAAGUAACCAUGGCGAUUCUCAGUUCUAUGAUACUGAAUUCUCUGAAGAGACUGUGGCACUUGGCAUAGAGUACCAUCCCCCAGUUUUCACAAUUAUUGAUACAGCGAUCGAAUGGGCUGAAUCAUCCACCUGCACCCCUCUUCAAUUUUCAUCCCGAAAGUGAAAUAAUCAGAAUACAUUAAUUCAAAGCCGAUGGCGACGUACUUCCAUGGAAACUCUGAAAUUCAAGGCGACGGAUUACAGACCCUCAUUCUGAUGAACCCUGGAUAUGUCGGAUACAACGAUUCCCAGUCUCCCGCCGGCAAUUUCGUCUUUCUCAACUCCACCGGCAACUCCCUCAACCCCCCUACCAUUACCCACGCCCUGCCCUCUCACACCCAGCAGUUCGUGGGCGUCCCCGUUCCUUCCGCCGCCGCGUCGGCACCCCCUCACGAUCCCAACUCUUCUUCCGUCCACGCCCAACACGAGAUUUCCACCCUGCCCGGAUUCCUCCCCCGCGCGCAAUACAACAUAUGGAACUCAAUCGACCCCACCGCCGCUGCGCGUGAGGUUCCACGCUCCCAGCAGGGGCUCUCUCUGAGCCUUUCUUCGCAGCAACCGGCUUAUGGGUCGCCGGCGCCGGCUGUCCCUCCCGCUAGCAGCGGUGACAACAUGCGAAUUUCUGGCGGGUCGUCGUCGUCCGCGUCGGGAAUCACGAACGGGGUUUCGGGUAUGCAGAGUGUUUUGUUGAGCUCCAAGUAUCUUAAGGCUGCGCAGCAGCUUCUUGACGAAGUGGUUAACGUCGGCGGCGGGAUAAAGACUGAAUCGACUAAGGGGGCUAAUGGGCAGAAUAGGAUGAUGGGAGAAUCAUCAGCGGCUGUGACUAUCGGAGAAGGCCUUGUUGCCGGAGAAGCGAUCGUGAAACGCAGCGCCGAGCUUACGACGGCAGAGAGACAGGAAAUUCAGAUGAAGAAAGCAAAGCUUGUUACCAUGCUUGAAGAGGUGGAGCAGAGAUACAGACAAUAUCACCACCAAAUGCAGAUUGUGAUUACUACAUUUGAGCAAGUGGCAGGAAUUGGGUCGGCAAAAACAUACACUGCACUUGCUCUUCAAACAAUCUCAAAGCAGUUCCGGUGCCUGAAAGAUGCAAUUUCCGGCCAAAUUAGAGCUGCAAACAAGUCCUUGGGCGAAGAAGAUUCCUUAGGAGGUAAAUCUGAGGGUUCAAGACUCAAAUUCGUCGAUAAUCAGCUCCGGCAACAGCGAGCUCUUCAGCAGCUGGGAAUGAUCCAACACAAUGCUUGGAGACCCCAAAGAGGAUUGCCCGAAAGAUCGGUCUCGGUUCUUCGUGCCUGGCUCUUCGAACACUUCCUCCACCCAUAUCCCAAGGAUUCAGACAAACACAUGCUUGCAAAGCAAACAGGGCUUACCAGAAGCCAGGUGUCUAAUUGGUUCAUUAAUGCUCGAGUUCGACUCUGGAAGCCAAUGGUGGAAGAAAUGUACUUGGAGGAAAUUAAGGAACACGAACACAACCAAUCUGAUGACAAGACCAGCAAAAGCGAACUCCAAGAGGACUCAACAUCCAAAUCCACUGCCCAGCAGGAGAAGAAUCCUGUUACAGAAACCCAGAACAAUGCUCCCCCGGUAAUUUCCAUGUCCGCAGCUUCAGCAUCUCCCGCCGGCGGCGGCACCAGUCGAAGCCACUCCGGCUUCACCCUCACCGCCUCCUCGGGAAAUGGAAUUGAAGGAAUCGCACAAGGAAGCCCCAAGAAACCCAGAAGCAGUACCGAAACUCUACAAUCUCCGAACAGCGUUCCGUCCAUGGACAUGGACGUUAAGCCCAGCGAAGCAAAUGUUGAACUGAUGUCCAUGAAAUUUGGGGGCGAGAGACAGAGCAGAGAUGAGUACUCGUUAAUGUCGGCCCCUGCAAAUUUCAUCGGCGGAUUUGGGUCAUACCCAAUUGGGGAAAUCGGAAGGUUCGACACCGAGCAAUUCCAUCCAAGGUUUUCCGGCAACGCAGUUUCCCUCACUCUGGGCCUCCCUCACUGCGAGAAUUUGUCCUUAUCGGGAGCCCAUCAUAAUUUUCUCCCAAAUCAGAACAUCCAGUUGGGAAGAAGGGUAGAAAUCGGAGAACCAGACGAGUUUGGGAACAUGAGCAUGGGAAUGAGCAUGGCGACGCCGGCGCACUCUACCGCCGCCUAUGAUAGCAUCAGCAUUCAGAACCGGAAGAGGUUCGCGGCGCAGUUGCUGCCGGACUUUGUCGCCUGAGAAUAAAUCGAGACAAUGCAGAAGGUAUAAAGGAGGAGGAGGAAGAAGAGAUUCAGUUAGUAUAGGUUUUUAUACAUUGCAGAGAACCAUUUGAGUUCUUAAGACAGCUUAGAAUUUGAGAAUAUAUGGUUGAAGAUUGUAUAUUAUUUUUGUAGUUGUAUUAAGAAGAUGAUAGAUGGAUUGAUGUCAUAGUAUUUAAAAAAAAAAAACCAAAAAUUAGUAAUCUGGAUAUACCAAUAUAGAUUGAUUUGGAGUGAA
Malania oleifera is the source of this 3897-nucleotide messenger RNA. RefSeq names its product BEL1-like homeodomain protein 1. The transcript is spliced from 6 exons. Bases 1588 to 3639 code for a protein of 683 amino acids. Gene Ontology annotation, biological process: regulation of transcription by RNA polymerase II. Gene Ontology annotation, molecular function: DNA-binding transcription factor activity, RNA polymerase II-specific; RNA polymerase II cis-regulatory region sequence-specific DNA binding. The record is from RefSeq and is a predicted model, not a curated record. Lineage: Eukaryota; Viridiplantae; Streptophyta; Magnoliopsida; Santalales; Ximeniaceae.